GUUUUUUUUAAUUUGAUGCGUUGUUUCCUAGAUUGUUCUUUCCUCCUGCCACCAGGGGCCGCUGUUGCAGCACUGCAGCUGGUCUCUAUAAACUUCCGGUCCUUCUCUCUGCAGAGCCUUUUCUACCGGGGCCGAGUCAAUAUGGGACGCGUCAGGACUAAGACCAUCAAGAAGGCCUCCAGGGUCAUCAUUGAGAAAUACUACACCCGUCUGGGCAAUGACUUCCACGUCAACAAGAGGGUGUGUGAGGAGAUUGCCAUCAUUCCCAGCAAGCCACUGCGCAACAAAAUUGCAGGGUACGUGACACACCUGAUGAAGCGUAUCCAACGUGGUCCUGUCAGAGGAAUCUCCAUCAAGCUGCAGGAGGAGGAGAGGGAGAGGAGGGACAACUACGUCCCAGAGAUUUCAGCUCUGGACCAGGAGCUCAUUGAAGUGGAUCCAGACACAAAGGAAAUGCUAAAGAUGAUGGAUUUCGGUGGCCUCUCAAAGCUUCAAGUAACACAGCCAACCAUCGGAAUGAACUUCAAAACGCCACGAGGGCUGUGAUAAGUUAAAUAAAGAGAUGAAAUUAUUAAA
Nothobranchius furzeri (turquoise killifish) is the source of this 576-nucleotide messenger RNA. Its product is annotated as small ribosomal subunit protein eS17. The record is from RefSeq and is a predicted model, not a curated record. Gene Ontology annotation, molecular function: structural constituent of ribosome. Gene Ontology annotation, cellular component: ribosome. NCBI's taxonomy places the organism in Eukaryota, Metazoa, Chordata, Actinopteri, Cyprinodontiformes, Nothobranchiidae. Gene Ontology annotation, biological process: translation.